CGUUUCUAUAGAAACUAGCACGUCGAGCAGGAAGAGGAAGUGUAGGUCGUGUUUGAGAAGUUUUUUUUAGUCCAAAACACAAAGUAAGUUCAGUAAUCGAUACUUAUCGAUUAGCUGACCGCCAGCACGGACACUACCCGACAAACAACACCAUGGGUACAGCAGCCAGUAAAUUACCGAAAGAUCUGUUGUCCGAGUAUCAGGAGCUCACGUUUCUCACGAAGCAAGAAAUUCUCCUGGCACAUAAGAGAUUCACUGAACUCCUGGAUCGAGGAGACAGACAGCAGGCUUUCAACUCUCGUGUACCCAUGACUAAAGUUCUUACUUUACCUGAGCUCAAGUCCAAUCCCUUCCGAAAAAGGAUCUGCAAUGUUUUCUCAACGUCUGAUGUAAAGGAUGGGAGCUUGUCCUUUGAAGACUUCUUGGAUCUCCUAAGUGCCUUCAGCGAUUCAGCAACGCUUGAAAUCAAAUCUCACUAUGCGUUUAGAAUCUUUGACUUCGAUGAUGAUGGGACCCUUGAUUCUGGAGAUCUUGAGAAAUUGGUGAACUGCCUGACUGGAGAGACAGAGGACACACGACUCACUUCUGAGGAAAUGAAGCAACUUAUAAACAAUAUUCUUGAGGAGUCAGACAUCGACAAAGAUGGAACAGUAAACCUUUCUGAGUUUCAGCACGUCAUUUCCAGAUCUCCUGACUUUGUCAGUUCAUUCAAGAUUGUGCUGUGAAGCGUCAGAAGCACUGAAAACAUUUUGUGGUCCGAUGCAUUCACGACAGGACAACAGUACUUUCCUCUUUUCUUAACAGUCCUAAUGUAGGUGUUAAUUGACAUAUACUCUUAUCAGUAUUUCUAUGCUUUUCUAAUUUAUAAAGAAAUCUGUACAUAUUUUCUGCACAACCUUUCUUUACUCUAAACCUGUAUUUUUGGAGAUAUUUUAUAUUUAAUAAACGCAUGUUGUUUCCCUA
Messenger RNA from Astyanax mexicanus (Mexican tetra), 963 nucleotides. It is a transcript of the gene cib1, whose product is annotated as calcium and integrin binding 1 (calmyrin). Bases 153 to 725 code for a protein of 190 amino acids. NCBI's taxonomy places the organism in Eukaryota, Metazoa, Chordata, Actinopteri, Characiformes, Acestrorhamphidae. The transcript is spliced from 7 exons. Gene Ontology annotation, molecular function: calcium ion binding. The record is from RefSeq and is a predicted model, not a curated record.